ACUGACCCAACGCCCUCUUUCACCGUAAUCACAAUGGAAUCCACAGCAAACGGUUCGGCCCCCCCUACCGAUGUGCCCACCGCCAAAACAGCUGCGGAAGAUCUAUCCUCAGCCCCCUCCGCUGCCGCCGUGUCACAGUGGACGUUCGCAAUUUCACAGAGAUUCCAGCACCUCUUGGACAAGUCGACGCCCUUCUUGCUCUACCGGUGGAUCGCGUUCCUCUGCAUCGCCUUCUUCUAUGUGGUUCGGGUGUACAUGGUCCAGGGAUUCUACGUUGUAUCAUACGCCCUCGGCAUCUACAUACUUAACCUCCUCAUAGGGUUUCUCUCGCCGCAGGUGGACCCGGAAUUCUCGGAUAGCCCGACACUUCCUGUUCGGAGAUCCGACGAGUUCCGCCCCUUCGUCCGCCGCCUCCCGGAGUUUAAAUUCUGGUACUCAAUCACCAAAGCCUUCUGCAUUGCCUUUGUGUUGACAUUCUUCAACAUAUUUGAUGUACCUGUUUAUUGGCCGAUUCUCCUUUUCUACUGGAUUGUGCUGUGCAUGCUGACGCUGAGGAGGCAGAUACAGCAUAUGAUCAAGUACAAAUACGUUCCAUUUUCCUUGGGGAAACAGCGAUAUGAUGGAAAGAGAGAACCUUCUGAGGAGAGCGAUAGCUUGCUCCCAUAGUCUGAAAUUCACGGCUUUGUCAUUCUUUCAUUUGGCUGCUUCGGCAAAACUUAUGAGCUUGGAGCUUCUUUGUUUGGCUUCAGAUAUAGAGUAUCCUUUGUGCUGAACGAAGAACAUUUAUGGCGGCCUGUGGAUGACUUGAACCAAAGAACAUUAGAUACCGGCUAAAGUGUUGGGUUUGUAUAAUUAUGGGAUGUGUAAAGUUUUCAUUUUCAUAUCAUACUAUUGCUGUUGUCCGGAGAAGUAGGUAUUUCAAUGACACCCAGACUUAGAAAUUACCCAUAUAUCUUUGUUCCAAGUCCAAGCAUUGUCGCGGCUCAUACACUUUAAAUCAUUUAACCCGUAUGACGAUGUUAAACUGAAGCUGGUAACAAACACAGCUAGCAUCAGCCUUAUGUUCUGAAAAUUCAACUUAUGAAAUCUAUGUUUA
This is a messenger RNA of Sesamum indicum (sesame), 1096 nucleotides long. Its product is annotated as protein RER1A. The record is from RefSeq and is a predicted model, not a curated record. Gene Ontology annotation, biological process: protein retention in ER lumen; retrograde vesicle-mediated transport, Golgi to endoplasmic reticulum. Gene Ontology annotation, cellular component: Golgi membrane. Lineage: Eukaryota; Viridiplantae; Streptophyta; Magnoliopsida; Lamiales; Pedaliaceae.